Lactuca sativa (garden lettuce) is the source of this 2913-nucleotide messenger RNA. RefSeq lists its product as uncharacterized. Lineage: Eukaryota; Viridiplantae; Streptophyta; Magnoliopsida; Asterales; Asteraceae. The record is from RefSeq and is a predicted model, not a curated record. Gene Ontology annotation, molecular function: RNA-DNA hybrid ribonuclease activity; nucleic acid binding.
AUGGAGGAGAAACAACUUAAGGGAGACCUGGUGGAGGUGGCGCAAAGCCUACGCGCCAAAUUCGAUGCUGAGAACGCCAAGGGUCCAUCCCGCGAAGGAGUUCAGCCCAAGGAGAUAUUCAUGAUACGCAGCAAAAGAAGUAGGGAGGAACAGCGAGGAGAGCAAAUCACUGUUAAGCCGCCCGUACGCGCGCUCACGUUCUCCAUACAGGAUCCUCGGCCAGACGGUUGGAAGGGCGACAACCCUCUGAUAAUACAGGCAUCCAUCAAAGACGUGACUAUCCACAGGGUCUAUGUCGACACCAGGAGCUCAGCAGACAUCAUCUAUGAGCAUUGUUUCCGGCUUCUCCCGGAUCGCUGGAAAGACAAUUUUCGACCUACGACGGGUAGGCUGGUGGGAUUCACCGGCCACAGCCUGUGGCCGUUGGGCACGAUCCACCUCCCCCUAACAAUCACUAGCCAUGAAAAGCAGCGGAAGAAGACCGCCCUGAUAGACUUUGUGGUCAUUCGACACUCAGCAGAACACAACAUCAUCUUGGGAAGGACCGCCCUCUUGAAGCUAGGGGCCGUACCUUCAACCAUGCAUGGGAUCAUGAAAUUCGACACACCAAAGGGCAAAGCCACGGUUUUGGCCACUCCGCCCAGAGAAUUGCGGUGCUAUACGGUUAUGCAGCCAGUAGAAAUAACCAAAGGGCCCAAGAGGCCCAGGGGCAAUCCGGAAAAAGGGAAGGAGGUAAUUAAUGAGGGAUAUCCCGAUCAGCCGAUCGAUGUUGGAAGCGACCUCCUAAGCCACACGAGAAGAGCGCUGGUUGACCUGCUCAAACGCUACAAACAUGUAUUUGCUUGGACCCCCACAUAUAUGGUGGGGGUAGAAAGGAAGGUCAUCGAACAUAAGCUGAUGAUCAAACUGGGGGUAAAAGAGGUUAAGAAGAAUAAAAGGGUACAAGGAGGAGACCGUAACAGGGCGAUCAAUGCAGAAGUGUCUAAGCUGACGGAGGCCGGAAUAGUAAGGGAGGCGACGUUCCCAACAUGGAUCGCAAACCCAGUUAUGGUCCGUAAACAGGAUGGGUCGUGGCGCAUGUGUAUCGACUUUUCUAAUCUAAACAAGGCAUGCCCUAAAGAUUGCUACCCACUCCCGGAAAUCGAUCAGAAAGUAGAGUCGCUACAGGGAUACAAGCUAAAAUGCUUCUUGGACGCAUACAAAGGGUAUCACCAAAUAUUGAUGAGCAAAGAAGACGAAGAGAAAACAGCCUUCUAUACAGACCAUGGCACGUUCUGCUCCACCAAGAUGCCUUUCGGGUUAAAGAACGCAGGGGCGACAUACCAACGGCUAGUUGACUCGAUAUUCGCCAAGCAAAUUGGAAGGAAUAUUGAGGUAUAUGUAGAUGAUAUGGUGAUCAAGAGCCCAAAUGAAGAAAAAAUGCUGCAAGACAUCGAAGAGACUUUCAAAACAUUAGAGGUAACCAAGAUGAAACUAAACCCAGCCAAAUGCACGUUUGGAGUGGAAGAGGGGCAAUUCUUGGGUUACUAUGUUACUAGACAAGGCGUCCAACCUAGCCCGAUCAAGGUCGAUGAGUUCAUCGAGACGCCAACCCCAAACUCUCUUAGAGAUGCACAAGGUCUGAACGGGAAGCUCACAGCUCUAAGUAGGUUCAUCUCAAAAUCUGCCGACAAGGCUAUGCCACUGUUCCACACCUUAAAGGGAUGCAUCGAGAAAAACAAUUUCCAAUGGACGAAUGAAGCUGAAAAGGCGCUCCAGAGAAUCAAGGAGGCACUGCACAAGCUGCCGACACUGGCAACCCCCAUCCCGGGAGAAACAUUACAAGUGUAUCUAUCGACGUCAGGUGAAGCGAUAUCAUCGGUAUUGGCUGUGGAAAGGAAAGGAGAGCAGAGACCGAUAUACUUUGUUAGCAGAGCGCUGCAAGGACCAGAACUCAAUUAUCCCACGUUGGAAAAAUUGGUGCUGGCACUCAUUUACGCUGCGAGACGAUUAAGGCGAUACUUCCAGAUCUUGCUUAAGCCGGAGACGUCGGGUCGGCUGGCCAAGUGGGCAAUUGAACUAGGAGAGCAUGACAUAAACUACCGCCCAAGAACAAGUAUCAAAGGGCAGGCGUUGGCUGAUUUCUUACUAGAAAUUCUUGACGGAGGGAACCCGGCGAAAGAAAAGGUGUGGGUAGUUGAAAAGGCCCCUACCGACGAUGGUUCAUGGACCCUAUACACGGAUGGAGCGUCCAGCAGGGAAGGCUCAGGGGCGGGGAUGAUCCUGAAUAGUCCAGAAGGAGAAGAGGUAACCUACGCCCUCCGUUUCGACUUCCAUACAUCGAACAACGAGGCAGAGUAUGAGGCACUGCUCGCAGGAUUGCGACUCGCCAAACAGAUGGGUGCGAAAGCUGUAAUAGCACUAACCGACUCAAGGUUAGCAGCGAACCAAGUCAAUGGGAGUUUUGAGGUAAGAGACCAAAGAAUGGGAAGGUAUGUAAAGAUGGUAAAGCAACUGGUAGGGUCAUUCGGCCAAUUUACAAUCAAGCAGAUACCCAGAAGUGAGAAUAAAAGGGCAGACGCUUUGAGCAAGCUAGCGUCCACUUGUUUCAACCACCUGUCAAAGAAAGUUUUAGUGGAGGUGCUCCGGGAGAGAAGCAUUGAUGAACAGCAGGUGAACAUCCUGACACCCGCAGGACCCACAUGGAUGACGUCGUUCCGGGAAUACCUCCAGAGAGGGGUGUUGCCAGACGACCAUGACGAAGCCAGAAAAAUACGUAUAAAGGUGCCCUCAUAUGCAAUGGUGAACGGGGAGUUGUACAAGAAGGGGUUCACGUCUCCAUGGCUAAAAUGUUUAGAUCAAGCCAAGUGGAGAGAGAUAUUGCAGGAAGCACACUCAGGGCAGGUAGGCGCACACGAAGGAGCGAGGCUUUGA